This is a messenger RNA of Dermacentor albipictus, 2710 nucleotides long. The record is from RefSeq and is a predicted model, not a curated record. NCBI's taxonomy places the organism in Eukaryota, Metazoa, Arthropoda, Arachnida, Ixodida, Ixodidae.
GGCUCCAGUAUCUAUUAACGCCGUCAAAGGGACACCGUCGACGUGACCAUCAAUGGGUACGCACCAGGUUCGUCAUCAUCACCACGCGGGAGGCGGCCACGAUGGUUGCAGUCGCACUGCCGCCCCCAACAGCCGCCAUGGAGGAGAAGAAACGCACCGCGGCUAAGGUGGUGACGACGCUAUUUCCGCGCAUCCCAAAGGUGACCACGGUGCUGCUUGAUUUCUUCAUCCGGCGUGAAAGCAAAGUGGAGCUGGCCCGCGAGCCCCUGUCCCACUUCUGCCAGGAAGAAGUGGUGCUUGCCGCACAAGACAUGGUCGAGAAGCUCAACCGUCAGGUCAUCACCUUCCAGGACAUCCGUGACACGGCCGAGAACCUCAUCGGGCUGCACAACCUGACCUACAAGAAGGCGCAAUACAUCGCCAAAGAGUUGGGCGACAACAUUCGCAAGCUCAUCGUCAUAGUGGGCGAGCUGGCCACGUCACUGGAGAAAGUGUCCGACGUGCCGCCGACCGACUGGAUGGACAUUGGAGACACCAUCGUGGCCAAAACAGAGAAGGUCAACCCGGCCGAGAUCGCCCCUUUCUGGACAUUCAUCCCAAAAAUGAAAGACUUCCUCUCCAUAAAGCUGCUCGGUGCCGGAGGAUUCGGCGCCGUCUACAAAGCGGCUUACAAGCCGACAAGCCUGGUCUGCACGAUCAAGCUAGUGGCGUGCGACCGCUUCCAGAGGCACAAACAGGCCUGCAUCGACAAGGUGGUGGCCUCCGUCGUCAGGUGCCCCUUCCUGGUCAAGUACUACGCCUGCUACUGCACACGCGACGCCUACGUGACCGUGAUGGAGUAUAUAUGCGGGGCAGAUCUCAUGCGAGUCGUGGACAAAGCGGUGUACCUGCCCACCGAGGAGUGUCGUAUUGUCAUGGCGCAGCUCAUCCUCGCGCUGGAGCACAUGCACCUAAGGGGUCUGCUGCAUCGAGAUAUCAAGGUCUCCAACAUGUUGAUCAUCCCUGGUGGUCGAGUCAAGGUCAUCGACUUCGACACUAACAAGGUUUGCAUCGGCCACUUCUCGAAGCGCGUCUGCAGGGGCUACUUCUCGAAGACGGCGUUCGAGUUCCACGACGGGGAGUCCGCGGGCACCGUGCCCUACAUGGCGCCCGAGAUCCUCAAGCGGCGCCCGUACGGCCGCGCGUGCGACUGGUGGUCUGCGGGCGCCACCAUGUACAAGAUGAUGACGGGUCGGGUGCCUUUCCGCGGCGAGACCAAGGGGGAGCUGAUGGACAAGAUCACCAACCAGCCCCUCAGGUGGCCCAAGGUCGAGGAGCACCCGCACUCGGCCACGCCGGAGGCCAAGGACAUGGUCUUCAAGAUGCUCAAGAAGAACCCCGUCGAGCGCCUCGGCUCGACCACGUACGCCGAGAUCAAGGAGCACCCUUUCUUCGCGGGCUUCAACUGGAAGCGCUUGUCCAGCGCCAAAGACAUCUGCAACAUCCCCGCCAUCGGUGACUGCAUGACUCGCAAGAAGGGGGACGGCAAGCCCGAGCGACUCACCGUCAGCGCCACCAGUAACACCCGCAAGCGGAAGCUGCUCAAGGUGGAGGACAUGGUGGACGUCGAGGCCCAGACGCAGAGACCCCUGUACACCUUCUCCUCGCCCAGCUUCAAGAAGAUGAUCAACUUUGCCAAGAAGCAGGCCGGCCCCGUACAGCUCAAGGAGUCCUUCUUCAACACAAGUGGCGGCGAGUCUGAUGAACUGGACUACAAAAAAGCUUCAGACGUGGACGUUCGUGCCGGUAUCAGCGCCUACAGUGGAACCGGGGCGUCAGCGGAUAAGUCGAUCACAGCUAAGGAACGAAUGGACGUCAUUCUAUUCCGAACCAAAAGCCUCGGAAAGUACUGGAGCUUUGGCGUCAACAUAGUGGAUGUCGACGGAGAAAACAACAGGAGAUUUAUCAUGGUCGAGAAAGUGAAAAGCGGCAGCCCCGCCGAGGCGUCGCACGUGCUCGAGGGUGACGUCAUCGUGGCCGUGAACGGGCAAGACAUCGGCGAGCUGCCCAUCGCCGAGGUGCGGCGGCGGAUGCACGACGGCGGCGACCAGCUGGUGGUGACCGUGCUGUCGUCCAGCGCAUUCCGGCUGCUCGAGUCCCGGCGCGACUGGGCCCACAUCCUCCGGGCGGCCGGCCAGGACACCCUGCAGCUGCGAGCCAUCAAGACCGCGUGCGGGGGCAGCGGUAACUACGGCUUCAAGACCGUCGAGGCCCAGGCGUGGAACGAGCAGAGGAAGGCGCUCGUGCACUGCCACGUCAUCCAGAAGGUCGGCACCCGGUCGAUUGCAGUCAGGUCGGAUAGGCGGGCUAGCUGGUCAUCACGAAGACAGCCAUAAACAGGCGGGACGUGGAAAAAAGAAACACGCACCACAGCGCGUGUGGUGUGCGUUUCCUUUUGUGCUCCAAGUUUUUAUAAUGGCCGAAUCGCAGGUGAAGCAAUGUCUUGCUGGCUGACGCGGUGCACGCAGUUGGUGAGAAUAAAAGCAGAGCUCUCCCAAUAAACUCAUGCGGACCCCAUAGCGUGUGGAAUCGACGCGGAGCACUAUUAAGGACUGCGCUAUUGCAUACGCGCUUCUAGUUGCCUUCAGUUAGGCCUGUUGUUUCUUCUGCUUGCACUGCUCGGCGUCUCGCGAGUAGCUCGUCCUCGCCGAACCCACCAUCGCGCCGCCUG